Branchiostoma floridae (Florida lancelet) is the source of this 2803-nucleotide messenger RNA. Its product is annotated as telomerase reverse transcriptase-like. Gene Ontology annotation, biological process: telomere maintenance via telomerase. NCBI's taxonomy places the organism in Eukaryota, Metazoa, Chordata, Leptocardii, Amphioxiformes, Branchiostomatidae. The coding region runs from base 1 to 2406 and encodes 801 amino acids. The transcript is spliced from 20 exons. The record is from RefSeq and is a predicted model, not a curated record. Gene Ontology annotation, cellular component: telomerase catalytic core complex. Gene Ontology annotation, molecular function: telomerase RNA binding; telomeric repeat DNA binding.
AUGUCCACAGACCUACUAACAGCACUGCAGCCGCACUUCUCACAUCCAAACAGCAACAAGAUAAUCAGAACUCCCAGGAGAUAUAUUAAAGCCCAGAAGCUGUUUGUGCAGCUCCUAAAGAGACACAAACAGUGUAGAUACUACUACUUGGUGAAGUAUCACUGCCCAGUAAGCCUCACACCAGCAGUCUCAGACAAAGAUGUGGAGGGUAGUGUGGGAGACAAACACAUCCGAGAUGCGCCUGUAUUACAUAGGAGACCACCACGUGGGACAGCCAACAACGAAACAGCCGCUGUCAAUCACAAUGAUAUCCAGCAUCAGGCAGUUCCACACAGCAGCCAACACAUCCUACCCAUCAACCCCAGCGAUGAGCAACACAUGACAGAUGAUGGAGCUUCACAGGAGUUCCUCUUAUCUCAGCAUUCCAGCAUACAACAGAUCUAUCUGCUGCUCCGAGCUAUACUGCAUCAGGUUGUACCAGAAGACCUGUGGGGCUCCAGGCACAACAGAGUCUGCUUCCUGACCAAUGUGUUACUGUUCCUGAGGAUGGGCCGGUACGAGAGGAUCACACCGCACCAACUCAUGACAGGAAUGAGGCUGACUGACUGUGACUGGCUGAAGUUGGACUCCAACACUGUGCAAGAGUUCCACACCAGAAGAGCAGUUCUGGGCAAGCUUGUCUGGUGGCUCUUCAACAACUUUGUCAUCACAAUGCUCAGGUCUUACUUCUACAUCACAGAGACAACAACUCAGAGGAACCAGGUUCUGUACUACAGGAGUUCUCUCUGGAAAAUGUUAAAGGACAAGGCCACAGAGCAACACCUCAGCAGGCACAUGUUGAGCCAAAUCAGCCAAAACACUGUCAAAAACCUCAUCAGAGACCACCAGUGCCUGGGUGUGGCCAACCUCAGGUUUGUUCCCAAGAAAACAGGACUGAGGCCCAUUGUCAACAUGGGCAGACAAGAGAAGACUGACAUGAGCAGCACAGGAACCUCCAUCAACUACAAACUGCAGAACCUGUUCAAAGUGCUGACAUACGAGAAGGAAGCAGCGCCAGGCAUGCUGGGAGCAUCCGUGUUUGGGACAAACGACAUCUACAAGAGGUGGACAGACUUUGUGGUCAAGCGCAAAGCUGCUGGGUGCACAGACCCCCUGUACUUUGUGAAAGUGGAUAUCCAGCACUGUUUUGACAGCAUCCCUCAGGACAAGCUUCUAGAGGUUAUGGCCAGUGUGCUCUCCAGAGGGUGUGACUAUUUAAUCAGGAGGUAUGCAAAAGUGAUAGCCACAAGAAAGAAUGUUCAGUGCACCUUUGAGAAACACAUUGCUGUGUUGGAUGACUUCAUCCCAUGCUUCAAGGCCUUCGUGUUACUGCAGAACCAAUCAGGGAAGAUGUAUGACGCCAUUGCUGUUGAUCAGGUGAUUCAGCACCAUGCAUCUCCCACCGUGAUGUUGAGGCAGUUACAGCAUCAUGUACAGAACAACGUGAUCCAGGUCGGGGGGAGCUACUACCGGCAGAUCAGCGGGAUCAGUCAGGGAUCCUGCCUGUCCAGCCUGCUCUGUAGCUUCUUCUACGCUGACAUGGAGAGGAGACAUCUCUGUGGCAUGGACACAGAUGGGUUGCUGCUGCGUCUGGUGGAUGACUUUCUGCUGGUGACCCCACACCUGGACCAGGCUACAGCCUUCCUCUGUACCAUGUUGGAUGGUAUCCCUGAUUAUGGGUGCAGCGUACAUCCGGACAAAGUCCUGACCAACUUCCCUGUCCAGCACAGGAAUACUGUGGUGACAUGUCAGCCAGCAGUCGGCUGGUUCCCGUGGUGCGGCAUGCUGUUCCACACUCUCCUGCUAGGGGUCAUGAGAGACUACACAAAAUAUGCCAACCUGAGUAUCAGGUACACUUUGACCUUUGACCUCCACCAGACUCCCGGUCAGGCCAUGAAACAGAAGCUGAUUAACACUGUCAAGGCCAAGUGUCACGCCUUCUUCCUGGAACCCAAGGUGAAUUCAGCAGCUGUGAUUCAACAGACUCUCUACAAGGCAUUCCUGUUCACAGCCCACCAGUUCCACAGCUACAACAGCUGUCUGCCCUCCAGGUGCAGGGCUCAGGACAACCCUGCAUUCUUCCUCAGAAUGAUCAUGGACAUCUGCCAUUACCCCCUUCUACUGGUUGAUGCAAUGGUGGCAAAGGAAGUGAUGUCAGGGCAGCUUCCUGUAUCCCAGGAUGCAGUGGAAUGGUUGUGCCUGCAAGCCUUCAAGUCCAAACUGUCAUCUCACCGAUCAGUUUACUUCUCACUGCUCAAACCUCUGGAGAAAUGUAUCAGGACCUUGGAGAAGAACUUGGACUGUAAGGAACUGCAGCAGGUAACAAGCCAACAGAGUGUAGCAGAGUUCCAGUCCAUCCUUGCCUAACUGAUGGUUGACAAACUCGGACAUAGCUUUCUUCAGCAACCUCCAAAUGCAGCAUGACAGAGAUUCAAACAACCCCACAGUGUCUCUAAAUGCCUCCUUUAUUUUCUGUUAUGCAAAUAAUGGUUCUGAAAGAACAUAAAAGAUCGGAUAUGGACACAGAAAAUAUCUGUACAUGCUCAGCUACAAUUAUCAGAUGCUGUCUUGUAAAAUAUUACCAGAUGAGACUCGAGCUAUGCACAAGAAUUGUCCCAACUUGAAAUGGUGAACAUCUGGAUGACUCUGAUAUCAGUUGAUCCAUUGAUACAACCUUGCAUUCAUUUAAGUCUGUGACAAAGAAAUGUAUCAUAGUUUUUCACUUGUAUUUCACACCUGAAGCAUUGCUUUAUUAAAGACAACA